This is a messenger RNA of Lodderomyces pseudojiufengensis, 552 nucleotides long. RefSeq lists its product as uncharacterized. The record is from RefSeq and is a predicted model, not a curated record. The coding region runs from base 1 to 552 and encodes 183 amino acids. Lineage: Eukaryota; Fungi; Ascomycota; Pichiomycetes; Serinales; Debaryomycetaceae. The transcript has a single exon. Gene Ontology annotation, molecular function: protein binding.
AUGACGGAAGAAAAUCAUAUAGAAGGAGCUUCAUAUCAAGAACAAAUACUAGAAUCCGCUAGAAGAAAUAAUACAGAGCUUUUAUUACAAAUUAAAUCAGAAUUAGGUAAUGAUCAAAUUAAAUUAUCAGAAUUAAUAAAUAAUACUAAUGAAUUAAUUACAAAUAAUACUCCAUUACAUAUUGCAUGUAAUUUAGGAAAUUGGGAAUUUAUAGAUAUUGUAUUAGAUAUAGAAGGAGUUGAAAUUGAUCCACAAAAUAGAAAUUUAGAAACUCCAUUACAUUUAGUAGUAAAAUAUACUUUAAAUGAACCAGAUCAUGGAUAUUUUAUAAUAGAUAAUUUAUUAGAUGCUGGAUCAGAUCCAAGGAUUAAAGAUAAAGAUGGUUUAAAACCAAUAAAUUAUGUUAAUCGAGAUAAUGAAAAAUUAAUACAAUUAUUAGAAAGUGCAGAAUAUGCUAUAUCAAUGGAACAAAAUCAAAAAGAUCAAUUAAGAGAAUUUGAAGAACAAGAAGAAAAAGAUGAUGGUUCAGCUUCUGAAUCUGAAUCUGACUGA